This is a messenger RNA of Staurois parvus, 291 nucleotides long. The record is from the annotation of a GenBank genome assembly. Lineage: Eukaryota; Metazoa; Chordata; Amphibia; Anura; Ranidae.
UCAGUGUGCCCUGAUGAUCAGUGUGGCGCCAGAAGGGCCACCUGUCAGUGUCCAUCAGUGCCAACUCUCAGUGCUGAACAGUGCCACGUGCCAGUGCCCAUCAGUGCCACAUCAAUGCCACAUAUCAAUGCCUACCAGUGCACAUCAAUGCCACAUAUCAGUGCCCAUCUGAGCUGCCCUUCAGUGUCACCCAUCAGUGCCAGUCAAUGCCAAUCAGUGCCACCUAUCAGUGCUGCCAAUCAUCAGUGCCACCUAAUAGUGCCGCCUAUCAAUGCCAUAUAUCAGUGCUGC